Messenger RNA from Asparagus officinalis (garden asparagus), 1486 nucleotides. RefSeq names its product WAT1-related protein At1g44800-like. Bases 257 to 1345 code for a protein of 362 amino acids. The record is from RefSeq and is a predicted model, not a curated record. Gene Ontology annotation, cellular component: plasma membrane. Gene Ontology annotation, molecular function: transmembrane transporter activity. The transcript is spliced from 8 exons. Lineage: Eukaryota; Viridiplantae; Streptophyta; Magnoliopsida; Asparagales; Asparagaceae.
CAAGUAGGGACAUCACCUUUCGGCUGGAGAUUAAGAUUUUAGUUCAUUUCCAUUUUCAAAGAAGAUAUCAGUUCUCACUUGUACAGCUCAACAAAAGGAGACAAUCACAUCCCAAUCAAGAAAAGAACAAAUGAUCAUGAUGCCGCCACCAUGCAGAAAGAAUGAGAACAAUCAGUCCAGAUAAAUUCGCUUUUUAUAUAAUAUACAAGGACGGGUUAGUUUGAAGAAAUAUAACAAUACACACAUUUAGACGUCAAUGAACAAGCUAUUUCAAAUGGGAGGAAUGUACAAGAGAUUGAAGGCGCAUCUUCUCAUGACUCUCGCCCAGAUAGGCUAUACAUUGCUCUACUUCAUCACUGAAGCUUCCUUCAACCGAGGAAUGAAUCCUCAUGUCUACAUAACAUAUCGGCAUGUUGUUGGUGGCUUUGUUAUGUUGCCUUUCGCUUAUUUUCUUGAAAGAAGAAUGAGGCCAAAGUUGACAUGGGCUUUGUUUUGGGAGAUUUUUGUUCUUUCCCUUCUUGGGGUGAGUCUAACGCUGAAUAUGUACUUUGCCAGCUUGAAAUAUACAUCACCUGCAUUUGUUUCUUCUAUGGUUAACACCAUUGCUUCUUUGACAUUUGUUAUCGCUGUUCUCCUAAGAUUGGAAAAACUCGAUUUUAAGAGCCCUCGGGGGAUAGCGAAGAUUGUAGGGACUUUAGUUUCCCUAGCCGGGGUAACAAUUAUGACACUGUAUAAAGGACCAGCAGUGAAGAACUUAUGGGAAGCACUAAUUCAUAUUCAAGGAAGUGUUGUCCAUGAAAGUUGGGUGAAAGGAUCAAUUCUUACCGUAGUGAGCUGCAUAACAUGGUCCAUAUGGUAUAUCAUGCAGGCUGUAACCUUAAAAAGAUAUCCAGCACAGCUAUCACUUACUACAUGGAUGAAUUUUGUUGGAGGGGCGCAAUCAGCUGUUUUCACAGUAUGUGUAGCACACAAACCAGCGGACUGGGCUCUUAGGCUUGACAUAAACCUUUGGAGUAUUUUAUACGGCGGAGUAGUAUGUUCUGGUCUGAUAAUCUUCAUUCAGUUGUGGUGUACUAAGGAAAAAGGUCCUGUAUUCGUGACGAUGUUCAACCCUGUUGCGACAAUACUAGUCGCAGUUCUAGCUUACGUUAUUUUUGGUGAAAAAUUAUACACAGGAAGCAUAACGGGAGGAGUUAUAGUCAUUAUUGGCCUCUACUUGGUUCUGUGGGGAAAGGAAAAAGACCUAGAACCAGAUGGAAACUCCCAAAAACCUGCUCCUUUAGCUAAUGAUGAACAAAAAGAAGCAAGUAAUGAUUCAACCAUUUAUAUUGGAGGAAAGGUUUAGAACUUAAAGGGGCUCCUAGAAGUUGGUCACAGCUUAUAGUUGAGCACUUCAAAAUUUGUUUAUUAUGUGAAUGUUUAAGUUGAUCAAGUUCCAUGGACCCUUGAUCACUACGGUUCAUAUACGAUAUUGGGAAAAUUAAAA